GAGGUUUGUGGACAUCUCGCCGUUUGUUUACAAGCGAUUGACUUACGUCUGUGAAUUGCCCUGGCUACAGUGAGCUAACUGGAUAAUUAAACUUCACACAUCGGUUGUAAAUAUGGGAUGUGAUGGCGGCACGAUUCCUAAAAGGCACGAGUUAGUAAAAGGCCCCAAAAAAGUAGAGAAGGUCGAUCGAAAUGCAGAGCUGGCGGCCAAAUGGAUGCACUGUGCCCUGAGUCAGGAAAAACUCAGGCGGCCUAUCGUUUCUUGUGACUUGGGGAGGCUCUACAACAAAGAUGCUGUCAUAGAAUAUCUUCUGGAUAAGUCUGCAGAAAGACCCAACACUGAGGCUGUUACACAUAUCCGUGGGCUAAAGGACAUAAAGGAGCUGAACUUGACUGAUAAUCCGGAGUGGGAGGGAGAAGGAAGAAAUACUAAAGGAGACCAAUAUGAGGACAUUCACCGCAGCAUGUUUAUUUGCCCUGUUGUUGGGUUGGAGAUGAAUGGCAAGCACAGGUUUUGUUACCUGCAUGCCUGUGGCUGUGUUUUCUCUGACCGUGCCCUAAAGGAAGUCAAGGCAGAAAUCUGCCACAAGUGUGGCGACCCAUUUAAAGAGGAGGACGUCAUCGUGCUCAAUGGCACCAAAGAGGAGGCGGAGCAGCUGAAGAAGAAGAUGGAGGAAAGACGAGCCAAAGUCAAAACAAAGAAAUCCAAGAAGAGCAAAGGGGCUGGAACAGUGUCCACACCAUCAGAUGUGGUGGGGCCCUCUGGAUCCUCUGGAUCCUCUGGAUCCUCCAGCUCAUCUGAGGGUACACAGUCUUUGACAGCCGCUGCCACCAAGAGAUCCGUCCAGGUCAUGGAGGGGAAGUCUGAGGUCUUCAAAUCCUUGUUCACAUCCCACAGCUCUGCCAAACGCACUAAAGAUCAGACAUCCAACUGGGUUACCCACACCCCAUAUCAUUUCUAGUUACUUUAACUAACACUUGGCCCAGUGACUACUGUUUUUACAUCUCUUAUGGCGUGUUUCCGCCGAGUGGAACGGUCCAGUACGUUUGUGGAUGUCUUGCUUUGGUGUCUGUUGUGUUAGAUGCCGGUACCAAACCGAACUGUACCAUGGUGGAAACACCUCUCUCUCUCCCUCUCUCUCUCUCUUUCCCCAUCUCUCUCCCUCUCCCUCACACAUACAAACACCCUUAUGACCUUUAAUAAUGUCACCAAUGUGUGAACUCUUUCCCAAUGUCUUCAGUCCCCAGUAGCUCAGUGUUUACAUGUUGUGUGCAUUUUGUUAAUGGCUCCCAAAGCUGUUCAGACUCUUUGUUUGCUAACCUAAUUCCUCCCCCAUGUAUUCCCCAGCAUGAGUGUGUCUCAGGUGCUUUGAGAAUGGAUGCUAGGGAGACUUUAUUGUCACUGUCACUCUGUUGCCUCCUGGUGGACAGUCCGUAUAAAGGCUAGAUUCGACUCUUAAUCACAAUCUCUUUAUUUCUAGAAUACAUUUAUAAAGUUUAACCAUCAUUUAAUCAUCAAUCAAGCAUCAUUUGCUUUUCUUGACUUUUCUUGAACAGGUUGUUGAUGGAGCAACACGAAGGUUGUUUGAAGCCUCUUCAUAAACAACUUAUUUGUUGAAGCUUUUCAUGCUCAGAAAUCAGUCAGAACUAGAACUUCAGAAAAACCCUUUUAUUGGGGUGACAAAAAACAUGUUCUCCCUCUCAGAGUGUCACAGGCUUAAAUAUGUUUUUGAUUUUUUCCAAAAAAAAAGCUCUACCAGCUGGUAAUAGUUUGCAAUGGCUUAAUGAGUCAUUGAAAUACAAUAUUUUCUACACAAUAGUUGGAAUUUUUAGAGUGCAUUUGUGUUCCUUCUGUUUGUCUUAGGAUGAACAGGCAUUUGCUUUUUUUAUUUUUUAUUUUUGUUUUCGCAGAUUAUGGCCAUAUACCAAAAUAAACUUCUAUUCAGUCGCA
Messenger RNA from Solea senegalensis (Senegalese sole), 1950 nucleotides. RefSeq names its product replication termination factor 2 (gene rtf2). Gene Ontology annotation, cellular component: nucleus. Bases 113 to 961 code for a protein of 282 amino acids. Lineage: Eukaryota; Metazoa; Chordata; Actinopteri; Pleuronectiformes; Soleidae. The transcript is spliced from 8 exons. Gene Ontology annotation, biological process: mitotic DNA replication termination; site-specific DNA replication termination at RTS1 barrier. The record is from RefSeq and is a predicted model, not a curated record.